Messenger RNA from Theileria equi strain WA, 1611 nucleotides. RefSeq lists its product as hypothetical. Gene Ontology annotation, molecular function: metalloendopeptidase activity. Gene Ontology annotation, cellular component: membrane. The transcript has a single exon. Bases 160 to 1611 code for a protein of 483 amino acids. The record is from RefSeq and is a predicted model, not a curated record. Gene Ontology annotation, biological process: CAAX-box protein processing. Lineage: Eukaryota; Apicomplexa; Aconoidasida; Piroplasmida; Theileriidae.
AUAAAACGAUAUAUUGUGUACAUUUUCGUUGUAUUCCUAGGGAUUCUACCCUUAUAAUGGAUUCGCUUGAAACGGGCGAAUCGCAGAUACUCCUGCUACAAAGUAACAUGAAUAAGACGUGGCUUUGAGUAAUAGGAGUAAAAGCCUGUAUUAUCAUAAAUGAUGAAGAUUCUAAAAGGACUUCUUACCUUUUGGUUAUUCCAUCUAUUUCUAUACAGGUACUUCGUCAUUCCAGAAGGAAUAUGUCUGGACAUUCGUCCGAGCAAGGAAAGUAGACGUUUAAAAUCGGAUAUUUUAGCAGCAAAGAAUUACAAUUUUUGUUUUAGUACCUUACCAAGCAGCCAAAACUUCCUAUUCGUCAAACCCCUAUCUAUAUACACUGGAACAUCGAACCAUAGGAAUAUAAAGCUAAGACACACUCCGAACUCUGUGGACCCGGAAAAGAAUACCAAUGAACGUGAAGAAAAAAAACUAAUAGUCGCUAACUCCAGUGAGCUCCAUAGGUUAGCUUCUUAUAACGAUUUAAAGCAGUCAUUGGUGAGCAUAUCUAAUAGGUUUGUGGACAUUGUUGGCUCAGCAAAGGAUUAUCUCAGGAAAAGCAAAAUAUAUGAGAUCGUUUACACAUUUAUAAAUGGAAUUAAAGCUCGUGCUAAUAAUUUAACAGUAAAAAAACAAAUUGUUAUUCUUCUCCUGAGUCAACUGUUGUAUUCUUUUAUACUGCCAAAUUUCCACAUAAUCCUUCCUUAUCAGUUAAUACCUACUGAUUCUGGAUUGGGAGUAGAUAUAGGGCUCGAUACAAUCGUUUCUAUGGUAUUUUCCUACCUAUUUCUGAACGAUUUAAACAUUUCCAGCAAACCACUCAUCGUACCAGAAGAUAUUAAAAAACGCAUACCGUGGGUAGUAUUGUCGUUAAUUGGAUCAUAUGUUUUGUCUGGAUACUUUACUCAUGUUAUUGACAAUGCCAUUUUGUUGAUAUCAGCAAUGGAUGCUCCAGUUAGCGUUGCUAUGCAUCAAUCCCUUCGUGUUCUAAUCGGACACAUAUUUUGGGUACUAGUCGGCUCAAUGAUUAUUAAUAAGACGGUUUUUCCGUUAUCUUUCAAUGCUAAUAAUCCCUGGUACAAAUUCCGCAUAAAUGACAACUGGGUAUUUCCUUGUCUUUCUGGAUAUUUCCUUUCCUGUACACUUUACAACUUGGCUGAUCUUUUUUACAGUUUUCUGGUAAAAAUUUAUAGUACUUUUACUUCUAACGCUGAUCGCUUUGAUAACAGUGAUGAAAACCUGGUGUCUCAAUUAACAGAGAGCAAUGAAGUUCUUCCAACCAUACUUGGUGCAAUUGGUCCAUGUAUCACUGCUCCGUGGUGGGAAGAAACUCUAUAUCGUGUACUUAUUCUUAAGUCACUGAACAUAUACCUACCACACUUAUUGUCAUCAAUAAUAUCCUCAUUUCUAUUUGCAGUACAUCAUUUGAACCCACGCAGCGUAAUACACCUCUUUGUUUUAGGUGUUAUCUGGUCAUUAAUAGAGAAGAAUUUUGAUAAUCUCAUAGUAACAAUAAUUAUCCACUCACUCUGGAAUUCUAGAAUUUUCAUAGGAAGUAUGAUAGGCUUGUAA